AUGCCUUCCACUGUCCAAAACGUCACUCUCGUCGGCGCCACCGGCAACGUCGGCGCCAUUGCUCUCGAAAAGCUCGCCGCCACCAAGCACAACCUCCAAGUUCUGCGUCGCGAGGGCUCCAAGUCGACCUUCCCGGCCUCCAUCAAGGUCAUUGACGUCGACUUUACCUCGGAGCCGGCCCUCACACGCGCCCUGCAGGGCCAGGACGUCGUCAUCUCCACAAUCCCCGCCGAGGUCGCCGGGCUGCAGACGACGCUCAUCGACGCCGCCAUCGCCGCCGGCGUGGGCCGCUUCCUGCCCUCCGAGUUUGGCUGCAACAUUGAGAACCCCAAGGCGCGCCAGGUACCCGUCUUUGCCGAAAAGGUCCGCAUCGAGGACUACCUCAAGCAAAAGGCCGCCGCCGGCCUCAUCUCGUACACCUUCGUCUUCAACGGCCCCUUCCUCGAAUGGGGCAUCGAGAACAACUUUGUCAUCAACGUCGCCGGCUUCAAGCCGCGCCUGCUCGACGACGGCAAGGCCAUCUUUAGCUCCGCCAACCUUGAGACGGUCGGUCGCGCCCUGGCUGCUAUCCCCGACCAUCUGGAGGCGACCAAGAACCGCGCCGUCUUCAUCGAGGACAUCAAGAUCUCGCAGGAGCGCCUGCUCGCCCUCGCCAAGCAGGCCGCCCCGGAGAAGCCGUGGGAGGUCACCUACGCCAAGACCGAGGAUCUCGUCAAGGUGGCUGGCGAGGGACUGGCCAAGGGCAUCUUCACGUUUGACAACAUUGCCCCCUUCCUUCACCAGGCCGUCGUCACACCGGGCUACGGUGGCAACUUUGACAAGUCGGACAAUGAGCUUCUGGGUCUGGGCCACAGCUCCGAGGAGUUUGUUCUACAGCAGUACAAGAAGCUUCUUCAGCAUCAACUUGGAAUAUUCAACCUGUUCCUAUACCUUGUAUCACCCCCGACAAUUUAUCAGGACGGCAGCGGCCAUCUCACAGCCCCUUCAACAAGCCAUUGUGCAGAGCUUUUGAUGCCCGACUUUGGACGCCCGACUUUGGACGCCCAACCAGCCAUUUCUCAACUGCGCAACCGACCAACCUCAUCAACCAUGUGCUGCAUGAACAGGGUGCAGUAUAGCUGUGGCUGCGUAAAGGACAGCAAGUUUGAGCAAUGCGAGCAGCGCAAAGACACGCCGGUGAAAUGCGACAAAAUUACCCGGAGCGUUCCCGAAAACCUGCUCAGUUACUGCAUGUCCCAUUGCAUGCCGGACAAAGGCCGCGGCCUUACAAAGGCCAACUUUCAAACGCACAAGAAUGGCGAGAGUGGACAAGUCGAAUUCUCCAUUCUCAAGGAUUUAUCCCAAGGGUAG
Messenger RNA from Cordyceps militaris CM01, 1350 nucleotides. Its product is annotated as oxidoreductase CipA-like, putative. The record is from RefSeq and is a predicted model, not a curated record. Gene Ontology annotation, molecular function: oxidoreductase activity. The transcript is spliced from 2 exons. The coding region runs from base 1 to 1350 and encodes 449 amino acids. NCBI's taxonomy places the organism in Eukaryota, Fungi, Ascomycota, Sordariomycetes, Hypocreales, Cordycipitaceae.